CAGGUUGUUUGGUGUCUGUGUGUGUUGGUUGGUGGUUUCGUGCAUUUUUCGUGUAUUUAUUUGUUCUCUGUCCCUCAUUUCUCCCCCCUUUUGACACUCUGGCGGUGACCCGGGUGGUGUAUGAGCACCGGGGGCUAACAGGUGUUGCAUCUAUUUAAUUAACAUUUCCAAAAAUUAACUGAUUCCCUGGUGAUGGCAAGGUAUCUGGUGGGGGUUUAUACGGUUACUGCGGGGCUACAUGAAGAUGCACUCGGCAGCGAUGAACAAGAAAUUGUGCUGUUUUCGUGGGUGGUGGUGGAUCUUUCUAACACAAAGGUGUUGGCUGCACAGACACACGUGGUCAAGCCUCGGGGCUAUGACAUCAAUGAAAACGCUUUAUCAGAGGUCUGCAAGUCGGAGUUGGGCCUCAGUGAAGAGCAGGUCAAAACAGGCCAACCCCUGGAACAAGUUGUCGAACAGUUGGACCAAUUUGUACAAACAAAGAUCAUUCCAGACGGCCAUGGUCGAAAUUUUCAUUUGGUGACCGAUGGCCAGUUGCACCUCAGGCAGGUGCUUCACCCCGAAGCUUGCCAAAAGCAUAUCUCUCUUCCAGACUACUAUUACUCUUUUUUUGACCUUCGGAAAGAAUUUAGGAAACUCUACAGUUCUGAAGAAAUUCAUUCUAUCCAGGAAAUGCUUAACUAUCUGGGGCUGGAAUCAGAUGGAUCUGCUGAAUUUUCUAUGCAACAAGUGCAGAACAUAGCCAAGAUUGCACGUCGAUUGACAGAAGACGGACAUAUCUUUGAACAACCAGAAAUCAUAAACACUCAUUUAGAACCAGGUAUAUGCACCAAGAACGAAGUGGUGGAUAACAAUACAGUAAUCAGAGCGAGGGGUUUGCCUUGGCAGUCUUCAGACCAAGAUAUCGCCAAGUUUUUCCAUGGAUUAAAUAUUGUCAGAGGUGGUGUGGCUUUGUGCUUAAGCCCUCAAGGACGGAGGAACGGUGAAGCCCUAGUUCGCUUCGAAAGUCAAGAACACAGAGAUAUGGCUCUCAAGCGGCACAAACAUCACAUCGGACAAAGAUACAUCGAGGUAUACCGGGCGACUGGAGAAGAUUUUAUCAACGUCGCCGGUGGAAAUAAUAAUGAAGCGCAAGCAUUUCUCUCUAGAGGCGGUCAAGUCAUUGUUAGAAUGCGAGGACUUCCAUAUGACUGCACCCCAAAACAACGUUUCUCUUCUGAAGACGAACGUUUGAUAAUUCUUCUGAGGGUCAGGCUGUUGUUUUUCGCAUCGGGGGAGCAUCCUUGUCGAGUGAUGGACGGGGAGGACGGAGUGCUCUUUGUCAGAAAGGCGGAUGGCCGGGCCACCGGAGACGCUUUUGUGCUCUUCGCAGGAGAAGAGGACGCCACCAAAGCUCUGCAAAAGCACAGAGAAGUCAUCGGUUCUAGAUACAUCGAACUCUUCAGAAGUACCACUGCAGAAGUCCAACAGGUUUUGAAUCGAUGUAUGGAUCCAAGAACAUACGAACAACCACAGCCAUUACUGUCAAACAUUCCACAAGUGCCUUUAAUUUCCUCACAACUUCUACCACCCGGUUCUCGCAAGGAUUGCAUUCGCCUCAGGGGUUUGCCUUUCGAAGCAGCAGUGGAACAGAUUCUCGAAUUUUUAGGCGAACACUCGAAAAACAUCAUUUAUCAAGGUGUCCAUAUGGUCUACAACGCCCAGGGUCAACCUUCUGGGGAAGCCUUCAUACAGAUGGAUACUGAGCACUCGGCUUUUAUGGCAGCUCAGCAAAGACACCAUCGGUACAUGAUAUUCGGCAAGAAACAACGUUAUAUAGAAGUCUUUCAGUGUUCAGCAGACGACAUGACCCUGGUGCUGAGUGGAGGAAUACCAGUGACGAGGUCUCUUAUUUCGCCGGGAGGGAACAUGCUUCCACCACCCUACGGAGCCUUCCCCUAUGUACAGACUCCCCAAAUCCUUCCAGCCGUGGCUCCUCUAACUCCACGACUUCCAGCUUAUUAUUCCCCUGUUUUCUACUGGCCCUAUCCCAGUCCACCGGUGUCUCCUACUACCUACUAUCCACAUUCACAACCAGCAGUGUUAACAACGGACUGCAUACAGGUUCAACGCAACGGUGAUGUGCGUGUGAACGGAGACGCAAUGGUCAACUUCCCGGCCACUAGACUAGAAGCUGAACGUGCGUUCCAAGAAAAGAAUAGGCAAAAUCUAACUAAUCGAUACAUAGAACUUUUCAUGGCUUGAUCGGCAAACGGUCAACGCGACUAAGGACUGCGCGAGGAACAUUCCAAAAUUCCAUGAGGUUUGAAAUGUGUGCUGUGAUUUCUUCUUGCACAGGAUAAAAACGCAAAGGAAACCGUACUUUUGAUAAUAAUACGAUUUUCUCUGCAUAUCUCUUUAUCUUAAGAAACAUAUUAAGUUAUUGGAAAGAGUUCAAAAGAGGGCUAAAUAGGGAAGAAUGUAGACUUGCAAAGUUAGGUAAUGAUAGAUAAAGUUUUUGGCUAGAACAAAAAAAAAAAAAAAAAAAGAAAAGAAAAAAAGAGAGAGUAAUAGGGGAUAUGAUCCAUUUAGGAUAAAAAAGGAGAACGAUGGAGGGUUAAAUUUUUGCACAGAUUGUCAAAACCAGGGGUCAUUGUUCUUCUUUUUUCAAAUCCCAAGCUAAUCUUGAAAUUAGGAAAAAUUACUAUUUUAACAGAGUUGUAGGCCUUUGGAAUAUUUUACCAGAAGUAGCUGUUACUUGUAUCAGGGCAAAUAGCUAUUUAAAAAAGUCUUGAUCUUUAUUGGGCACUGAUGACUAGGGUCAGCCUAACUGGGUCUUGAGCCAGUUUCUAGUCGUCACUUGUGUAUUUAUAUAAGAAUUUAAAAAACAAAAAAAAGUUAUAUUUCACUAAAAAAUGCCCAUAUAGCAAUCAAGAAUCUUGUAAGCAUUAUUAAAAAAUUACUUUGAAGAUUGAAAUGAGAGGAGGGAAAUGGAAUUUACGUUUUUCCUUCAAAUGACUUCUUUUGAAUACCUUUUCAACCGCCGAAUGAGGCUUUUGAAAUUUAGAAUAUUUACAUUGUCGGAAAUUGUUUUAAUUUUUCAGAUAGCAUUUUGCUAGAGUAGAAUCAGAGUUUACUAGUAUUUAGGGCCUUUUCACGCGAUGCAAAUGUGCCUUGUUAGAACUAUCAAGUCUUUAAGAAUAGUCACUUUAUAAGUCCAUUGAUAAUUUAUGGCAAAUAAUUCAAAAGUUUUACGAUAAAAAAAACUGAAAUUCCAGUUAUAUCAAUUAAAAAAAAAAACGGAAUUCUAGCGUUGCACCAAAAAGAUUUCACUAUUGAAAUGAAUAAAAAUUUAUAUUAAUCUUUCCUUUCUCACAAUUAAAAGUUACAUUUUGAUGGGUCAAAAUCAAAAUGCAGCCCUCAAUUGUUGUAGAAAAUAAUGAUUAAUAUAUAAUAUUAUUUACUACCAUAAAGCACUGCCCCUUAUAGACAUAAAAAAUCAAAAUAUGUAAUAAAAUAUAAAACACCUUUAAAAAAUCCCAGGUGAAAAUCAACUGCCGUUAUUUUUGUUAAUCUAAAAUUCUUAGAAAGUUUCCAAAUGCCUAAAAAAAAAACCCACUUUGUUCUCUUUAAUCACUUCAAAAAGCUAAGGUAACCAAACAAAUUCAAAUAGUUUUGAAAUUCAUACGAAUAAUUAUAAAUUAAAAGUGAAAUUUGUGGUAAGUUUGUAUUUCUGAAGAAUCCAUAUGCAUGGGAAAAGCUCAGUUGAUAAGAAAAAAGAAACAUCGCAUAAUUCAAAACUCAUGACAUUAUGUCUUUGCAUAAAGAUAAAUAACUUUCCUUGCAUGUGAAUGAUACAUCCCAGUGACUUGACUAGCACUAAGAAGUCAUUCGUGACUUUUGUUUAUAUGUUAUUUUGAAGCAACAAAAUCACGCUUCUUCCAUUUUGUAAUAUAAAUGCUAAAAUGAACCAUCAUUUUUUUAUUGGAAAAAAAUAUGCUGCUUAACUUGAUCCUUCUGUAUUGUGUUGUAGACUUAUGACAGGAAGCAGCUAUAUGCAUAUAGUUCAUUUUUUAUAUUUUCAGUGACUUUUGUUGUAUUUUAUGCUUGCAGCGUUGAUGCGCUGGCUUAGAUCAAAAGUUAGUGCAUCAUGACAAUUAAAAUCUCUUUAUCACAGAGGGCAGAAUGAAUGGACUUUAAGUCAUGUGGAUCAACAGUUGUCUAAUCAAAAACUGAACCAUCUAGAAAUUAUAUAUACAUUUCUUUAAACCAUUCCAUUGUGUUAGUCUUCUUUUACAUGUCUAGUCUCUUGUCUAGAUGGUUUUGCAAUAUAUUUGUACUAUAGACAUCUGUUGCAAACAAUAGUCCUUCCUGAGUGUUUAUCUGCACAAAUUAUAGCAGCAGUCCCCAGAGACAUGUUAAACUUAAAAACACUGCAAUUAUACAGUGCAUGUUCCAACAUUUCAGCACACUAACAUCGAUACAGAAAACUAAUUGUACUUGGUUAAUGGUUAUGAAGAGUUAAUCAAGAUCUAUUUUUGCUCUUGUCAGAAAAAUAAUAAAUAUAUUUAAAAACAAUAACUCUAUUAAAAUAAACAAUCCUAUCUGCAAACAAAGUUUUUGUUUCCCCAUUGGAUUUGUUAGUAUGAUUAGUUUAAAAAUUCAUCUUCGAACAAAACAAAAAAACAUUUAUUUAAGUUCCUAACCUAGUUAAAUUCUUAAAUCUAGAUGCUGAUUUGUGUCGAAGAGUAACACUAUUUAAGUUUCUGCUAUAGUAAAAAAGUUUUUAUUUUUGCAUACUUUUGUUUUAAGUUAUAUAUUUUAUAUUUUACUAAUUUAUGUCAUCAAUUUUUAUUAAUUUAAUAUUUGAACCUUAAAUUCAUUUUUUUCUAAUUUAAAAUACAAAUGAAACAUAGCAAAAAAAUAUAAAAUAGCAAAAAGGAUAAAUAUUUUUUUUUUCUCUUUGAAACUGCAAUGCAUAAAAAUUGUAUAAAAAUGAAACUAAUGAAAAUACUACCUCACUGUGAUUUGGUUCUUCACAGAAUUAAUGAUUUACUUCUAAGUUACUACAAACAAUUAUUAAGAGUGCAUAGGAAGCUUUAGAUUCUAAAUUUUUAAGCACUAGAACUAAGCUCCUUUAGCAAAUUUUAUUGCAUCAAAAUAAUUUGCAUUUUUUGAACAAAUCAUUUGAGUUGGACUUCUUUAUCCAUUAAUAACCUAAAAGUUCAGUAUAAUAAUAAUAACACUUAACAUGUCCAUGUAACUCUGGGACUGGUUAUAGAAGAAUAACUAAAAAUAUAAAAACUACAACAUCAUUAGAAGUUUCUCUCACAAAUUAUCUGAUUGCUUCGCUCUUAGAACGUCAAUUAUGUAUCCAAAAAAGAGCAGUAAAACUAUCAACUAGGCCAAAUCAUUCUGCUGAUCUGUUUGUAUAGAAAAGUAUUUUAUGUAUUUUUUGUAUGCAGAUAUUCUAUUCAAUGCAUGUAUUUUUGUGUUCACUAAAUGAGUUUUAUUUAUUUUGAGAGAUUGUGUGUUAUGCAACGAAGAAUGUGUUUAACAAAACACUAAUGCAUUCCAAGUGCCUUAAAUAUUAUUGUAAAUUGUAUUUUGUGUUAGUUACAUUCAUAAAUAUAUUAGCACUUUACAAAACUGGUGCACUCUACAGAUUGUAUUUUUUAUAUUUAUAUACAACUAAGACAUUAAAUACAACCUGAACUUGUAAACGAUUCACAUUUUUUAGAAUAAUGUAUUGUUACAGUCAAGUAGAAGGUACUUUUUGGAUGUUGCUUUAAAGAAGAAUAUUGGUUUGUUUUUGUGAUAUAACAGACAUUCCUAGCUCAAAUUACAAUUUAAAUCAUAAUUUUUACUAUGGGUGAAUUUAAAAAUUUGUACGUUAAAAUGACAAAUAGCUGUCCUUACAUCUAACGUAUUAAAAAAUACGUUAGUAUAUUGUAUAGUUAGUAUAUUGUAUACGUAUAUUUCUGGAUAUUGAUAUUAUAUACAAUAACUGUACAUUAGACACACGAGUUUUUUCAGUCCUAGGUACUAUUAACAUUAUAUACUACCUGAGACAUUGGAUUUGGAUUAUACGAUAUUAGUGCCUUCUACUUGAGACAUUUUACGAGUGAUUUAACAAAAUAUUAUAUUAGUCAUUAGAUACUGUGUUUGUGUUUCAGAAAUUAAAUUUUUAGAAUUGCUUAGGAUGAGAUUUCUUAAACUAUUUAAAAGGCAAAUACUUUUACUUGUGUUAUAGUUUGCAUCCUAUUUGAUAUUACAUUGUAUGAGACUAUAUUAAAAAUCAAAAUACUUUUGUGAUGUAGUCCUAUAUGUGAAGUGCCUAAUGUGUAAUGGAAAAUGCUAUGAUAAAGCUUGAAUUUUAGAUUAUAUAGAUAUAUGAAUAUUUUUAAUGACAAAUUUAAUUUCAAGUAAUUAAGCUAUGAUAACUCAAUUUUGUACUGAAAUGCAUUUUCCAAAACAUGUUGUAAAAAUAUUCGUGCAAUACCUUGUAGAAUUAUAUACAUAUACAUAAAUUGCAUAUGCACUGUGUUAAAUAAAACUAUGAUUCACCACAUUAUUACAAGUAAAGGAUAAAUUAUACUUUUAUAUGCAGCCUUUUUAAAAUGCUCUGACAAUUAUACUAAGACUGCUUUAUGUAACUAAAAUUUAUACCACAUCACUGUGCCUUAUAUUUGUUACCAUAUAUAUUUUUAAAUAAAACUCUGAUAUGCAUUUAUAUAUCAUAUAUAAAUUUUACUCUUAUAUAUAUAGAUGAUUGAAUGUAUAUACAAAUAUUUAUACAUAAGAAUACAUAAUAUGUUCUUUUUCAUUACUGUAGUUUUAAACAAUAUACUUAAAUAUUAUAUUGUCAUUUUGGUUUUAUUGCAACCUUAAGAAACUAAAAUUCAGAUAAUUUUUAGUCAAUAUUGGAAAAUUAUUUCAAAUGUGAAUAUAAAGAAUAAAGUAUAUAGAAAAUCAAAAUAUCAAGUUUUAAAUUGCUUGAUAAUAAUUAAAAUUUUAUUUUUGGUCAAAGACAAACAUGCAUUCUUUAUUAUAUGAAGCUUUUGGAGAGUGAAAAUUUUUUUGGUAAAUUAAAAGCAGUACUUACACAUUAAAUGAUAAACUACUUUCUUUCGCAGAAUAAAAGAUUUUUUACUUUGAAUACUCGUUUUCGAGAUUACAAAUAUUUAUUUUCUACCAAUUUAAGCUUUGUAUGAUGUAAACAACAUUCUUUAAAAAGUAAACAUAAAUUUAACAACUUUCAUUCUCAGCUAAACGUACUGGGUAAAACAAAUCGUCAUGAUGAUCUUUUUUAUGUAUUAAAUGAUCUUUGAAUGUAUUAAGUGAGUGUGUGAACACUGAAGUUUAAUUAUUUUAUUAUUACUACCAUUAAAUUUGAAGAGCAGUAGCAUGUAGUGUCUAACCAAGUUUUCUACUUACAGUUUCAAAAAUAGUUUACUAAUAUUUAACAUCUAUUUCAUUCACUUUUGCAAAUUAAAAUGCACAAUAUGUGUACGAGGCAGUUUUUGGCACAGCAGGACUUAACUUUGAAAAAAGUUAUUCCUAAGUACUCUUUAUAGAGCAUUGUCAUUAUGAUUGUUAUUAGACACACUUUAAAAUAUUAACUCCCAAUUUGGAUUACUUUAAAAAGGAAAAAAAUAAUGGGCAAUGUGCAAAUAUUUAUAAUUAAACCACAAAAUGAAUCUAAAAAUUUCAAAUCAAAACAGUAGUAUGAAGUUGUCACAAUUCAUAUUGUUACUGUGGUACAAUGUGAAAAAUCGAUUUUGUUAUGUGUAGUGCGUUUAAAAAAUGUAAAUGAAAUGAAUGUAUCCAGCUUACUUUCUUAUUAUGUGUUCUGUACACUUUUGUCCUGUUGCUAAAUGUUUUAAUAAAAUUUUAUGUACA
Messenger RNA from Uloborus diversus, 7881 nucleotides. RefSeq names its product RNA-binding protein fusilli-like. The coding region runs from base 193 to 2244 and encodes 683 amino acids. Gene Ontology annotation, biological process: regulation of RNA splicing. The transcript is spliced from 14 exons. Gene Ontology annotation, cellular component: nucleoplasm; ribonucleoprotein complex. The record is from RefSeq and is a predicted model, not a curated record. Lineage: Eukaryota; Metazoa; Arthropoda; Arachnida; Araneae; Uloboridae. Gene Ontology annotation, molecular function: 3'-5'-RNA exonuclease activity; mRNA binding.